Messenger RNA from Nerophis lumbriciformis (worm pipefish), 2667 nucleotides. The record is from RefSeq and is a predicted model, not a curated record. NCBI's taxonomy places the organism in Eukaryota, Metazoa, Chordata, Actinopteri, Syngnathiformes, Syngnathidae.
AUGUCCAGAGCCACAAGAUCAGCCUCUCGGUCUCCGAGCCACUCGAGAUCUCGGUCCCGAUCGCGUUCCAGAUCAAGGUCCACCUCACUGUCUCGAAGGAGUAACUCACGAUCCCACUCUAGGAGACAUCGUUACAGCUCUAGGUCUCGGUCCCGAUCACGGUCCCGGUCAAGAUCUCAAUCUCCGCAUUACAACCGUGACAAGAAAUACCAGAACAGUCGUGAAUUCCGGGGCUACCAUCGCGGCUUCCGGAGGCCUUACAACUUCCGAGGGAGAGGGCGGGGCCACUUCUCACGUGGACGAUUCCAACGUGGUGGCGGUGGCAGAGGCUACAAUAACAAUAACAACAGUAAUUUCCGAAACAACUGGAAAAAUCACAAGCAGAACCCACAGAAGCAGCAAAAGCAGCAACACCAAAACCAGUCUCAAGGGCGAUCCCACGUCCAAAAAUUCUCCAGGAGCCCCCCUCCACCUGGGCACUCCCGCCAAUAUGAUCGAUCCCCUUCACCCUCAUUAAGGGAAUCUCAGCAUUCUAACGCUCCCUCUAAUGGCACUCCUCCAAAAGCCCCUUUGGUGGCAGGUCAGAGUUCUGACAAUGUGAAAGAGGAGCUCUUGGCCUCAAAAGAGGUCCAGAUGCAAGGGCCAGAAAGGGAGCAAACAAAAUCAGGACAAGCCCGAGAUGUGCAAAACAUCGGUGAAACUGAGGGGGGCUGGCAAGUCCUGACAGAAUGCAACGGCAGUCCAAAGAAAACCAGUCAAGAAAAUCUUGCUGUUAAUGUUCAGAAUGAUCAAAACUCAGAGCAGUCUGGUUCCUCACCCCAGAAGCUGAAUGACACCAGCAAUGGUGCCCCCGCUUGGCAGCCAGUGUGUAAUGCACCUGCUACUACAAAAAUGUGUUCACAAGAAGCACUGAAUCAAAUGCUUUGCAGCCUUGAUAUCUUUAAGAGUGAAGAAUAUUCAGAUGGAGACAAAACUGCGCUCUCCAUUGCUUUCAGAAAGUUUUUGAAGGAGCACAGUAAAAAAUCCAAACCGACUGGGGAAAACAGCCCAGAGGCAAACACUGUAGAUGACCACCAAGGUGUUUCUGAGCCACCUUUAAAGCGCUACAAAGAAGACCUGAAUGGCAAAGUUCCUUUAAACCAUUUGUUGAAGGAUUCGCCUUCUCUGUCUGAUGAGGCGGAGGAAAAGAUGCUCCUCAUGUCGAGAAACAAAGACAGGCAAAAUGGGGAUGUGAACAACUCAAAUCCAAGGGUUGUUAAUUCAGCCAGAGAGCCAUUUGAAGAGUGCUUUGACAGAUUGAAAAGCAUGGCCUCUUCACAGGAAGGUGAUGGCAAACCUGAGUCUUUGAGAGAAGAGCUGUACAUCCCUCAUAAAUUAGCUACAGUUACUCAGCAAGAAAUGGAGGGUACUUUUGAAGGUCUUGGUUGCAGACCCAGAAAAAUGUCUGAAUCUCCCUUAAUGCCGUCUCGCAUAGCACUGUUGAGGCGGAACUCUGACAGGGAGAUGUCUAUGAUGGGAGAGGACAUUCCGCUUUUGCAUUUGAGAAAACCUGAGACCAAGAUUAAUGUCAGAAUGGAUUUUCUUGGAGACAGCAUGAUAGGUACUUCAGAGAUCUUAGCUCAGGAGAGACAACUGUCCCAGGACCUGGUGCAAUCCUCAAAGAGGGGCCAGGAAUUUCGUUCCAUCUUUCAGCAUGUUCAGAUAGCCCCUAUGCAGAGAACUCCUGCCGAGCUGUUUGCUCAGCACAUUGUGGCCAUUCUGCACCACAUAAGAGCUCAGCACUUUUCACCAUCCCGAUUGACUCUUAACGAGAGAUUCACCUUAUACCAAAGACAAGCUGCAGAGAAGGAGAGCAUGAAGCCGAGAAAAAGCCCAGAGAUUCACAGGAGAAUUGAUGUAUCACCAAGUGCUUUUAAGAAACACUCUCAUAUUUUUGAGGCAAUGAAAAGCUCAGAGGAUGGCACUAACAAGGACACUGGGGAAAAAACAAAGGCUGACCCAAUGGACCUGCGCUUAGAUAUCGAACGGCGUAAGAAAUAUUCCAGCCGUGAAAGAGAUUACAACCAGGAUGGAGUUGACGAUUCCCCAGACACCAGUCAAGAGAGAUCUCAGGAAAAAUUCUCUAAGAGAUCAAAGACCAGCGAGAGCAAGGGCUCUCGCUCCAGGUCGUCGUCCUCAUCGUCGUCCUCAAAGUCCAACGUGGAUGAUACGCCCAAACCUGAAGUAAAAAAUGAAGGCUUUAAUAGGGCUCAGCUGGCUCCGACUGAAACAUCUACAGAGAAAGACACACCGUGGAGAGGAUUUCAAGUACGAUUUCGUGGAAGGGGCUGGAAGAGGGGCAGCGACCAGAGAGACAGCAAUCCAGACAUGGGAGUAGCACCCAAAAACCAGGACUGGGAUCAGGAAUGUGCCCUAAAGAGCAGAACUUACUACUUGCACGAUGACAGAGAUGGUGAGGCAGAUGACAGCAAGUGGUUGGACAACCAUGGAGACCGAGGAUCCGGCGAAGGCGGGUUCUCACGUGGUCAAGCGAGAUUUAUCAUACGUAAAACCAACGAUGGGAGGCCGAACAACAAUUGGGCCCAAGAUAAGUUCCUGGUCAACGGAGAGAAAAGCAGAAUGCUGGAUAACCAGAUGGAACGAAAACAGAGAGACAGAAAUGCUUGA